This is a messenger RNA of Venustampulla echinocandica, 1632 nucleotides long. RefSeq names its product putative phosphogluconate dehydrogenase (Decarboxylating). NCBI's taxonomy places the organism in Eukaryota, Fungi, Ascomycota, Leotiomycetes, Helotiales, Pleuroascaceae. Bases 1 to 1632 code for a protein of 543 amino acids. The transcript has 5 exons. Gene Ontology annotation, cellular component: cytosol. The record is from RefSeq and is a predicted model, not a curated record. Gene Ontology annotation, molecular function: NADP binding; phosphogluconate dehydrogenase (decarboxylating) activity. Gene Ontology annotation, biological process: pentose-phosphate shunt, oxidative branch; pentose-phosphate shunt.
AUGAGCGGCCCAACCGCUCGCCUUGCCAGCAUUAACAUCGGUGGCUCCGCGACGGCCAUCGCAACUGCUACUGCUGCUGCUGCUGCAAGUGCGCAGGCAUAUCCAUCUCCGUUAAAUCGCUGCAGCAGUGCUUCCGCCCCGAAUACAAAUACUGACAAUGGCCCUAGAGGAGAUUUUGGCCUCAUUGGCUUGGCUGUCAUGGGCCAGAACCUGAUCCUCAAUGCUGCGGAUCAUGGUGCCACCGUCGUUGCUUUCAACCGGACCGUCUCCAAGGUUGACCACUUCCUCGCGAAUGAGGCAAAGGGCAAAUCCAUCAUCGGUGCUCACUCCAUCGAGGAGUUCGUCAGCAAGCUCAAGAAGCCCCGCCGCAUGAUGCUCUUGGUCAUGGCCGGUAAGCCGGUCGACGACUUUAUUGAGACUCUUCUCCCCUUCUGCGAGAAAGGCGAUAUCAUCAUUGAUGGCGGCAAUUCCCAUUUCCCCGAUACCAACCGCCGCGCCAAGUACCUGGCCACCAAGGGCAUCCGGUUUGUCGGCACUGGCGUGUCUGGAGGUGAGGAGGGUGCCAGAUAUGGCCCUUCGUUGAUGCCUGGUGGAAAUGAAGAAGCCUGGCCCUACAUCAAGGAUAUCUUCCAGAGCAUUGCCGCCAAGAGUGAUGGCGAGCCUUGUUGCGAGUGGGUUGGUGAUGGCGGUGCGGGCCACUACGUCAAGAUGGUGCAUAACGGUAUUGAGUAUGGUGAUAUGCAAUUGAUCUGCGAGGCAUAUGAUAUCAUGAAGCGUGGGUUAGGCAUGCCAAACAAGGAGAUUGGUGAUGUUCUCACAAAAUGGAACAAGGGCGUUCUGGAUUCGUUCCUGAUCGAAAUUACCCGCGAUAUCAUGUACUUCAAUGACGAUGAUGGAACGCCUCUCGUGGAAAAGAUCCUCGACUCCGCCGGCCAAAAGGGUACCGGCAAAUGGACCGCCAUCAACGCCCUCGAUCUCGGCAUGCCCGUCACCUUGAUCGCCGAAGCCGUGCUCGCCCGUUGUCUCUCUUCAGUCAAGGGAGAGCGGACAAAGGCCUCCGAGAUCCUCACCUAUGUCGGUCGGCAAAACAAGUUCGACGGCAACAAGGAGCAAUUCCUUGACGACCUAGAGCAGGCUUUGUAUGCAUCAAAGAUUAUUUCAUACGCACAAGGUUUCAUGCUUAUGCAAGAGGCCGCCAAGGAAUACGGAUGGAAGCUUAACAAGCCCUCUAUUGCCCUCAUGUGGCGCGGUGGUUGCAUUAUCCGUUCUGUCUUCUUGAAGGAUAUCACAGCCGCCUACCGUGACAACCCAGACCUUGAGAAUCUUCUCUUCAGCGAAUUCUUUAACAAGGCCAUCCACAAGGCCCAGCCUGGAUGGAGAGAUGUUGUUGCCAAGGCCGCCCUUCUUGGGAUACCCACCCCAGCCUUCUCGACCGCCUUGUCAUGGUUCGACGGAUACCGAACCAAGGACUUGCCAGCUAACCUUCUCCAGGCCCAAAGAGACUAUUUCGGUGCCCACACCUUCAAGAUCAAGCCCGAGUUUGCCAAUGACAAGUACAAGGUUGGUGACAACAUCCACGUUAACUGGACUGGACGUGGUGGCAACGUUAGCGCCUCUACAUACCAGGCAUAA